UACCAACAGGCCCUUGCUAAAGAACGUACAUGUGAACAAGCUUCGCAAUGUAAAUUCGCUGAACUCAAUGAGGAACUAGCCGUGAAUGAAAAAUCUCGUCUUUUCACGGAAGCUGAAAAAUCAAAGGAGGCUGUACUCUCUAAACUCACCAAACUAGAAGCUCGUCAUACUGCCGCCAAGGCCUGUUUUGCGGAAUAUCAAGCUCAAGAUAGUCGAAUUCGCGACGAUUUUCUUCACGCCAAAAAUGCAUGUAGGCGUCUUAAUAAUGCUCUUCGUUCUGAGCAAGUUAAAAUGGAGGAAUUUGAGAAAUUGCCUAGCCAGUCGGAAGAACGUAGAUCAGCGCUUAAAUCUAUAUUGAUGGACUUGGAAAAGAAUAAGACAUUAUUUGACGCUGCAUACCAGACAGCCGUUGAGCAGCUAUCCAUCGAGACAGAGCCUCUGCGUGCACGCAUCGAGAAGGCGGAAAAAGCUCUCACUCCUAUACAACUAGCUGCUGAUGAGGCGCAACGGGCAUCUGCCCUGGACCAGCAAAAACUUCAAUUGGCCACGGCUAGCCAACACCGCGAAGAGGCGCGUGCCUCUCUUGCCAAAUCUGGUGCAUCUAGAGCCCUUGAACGCCUUGCUAGCCUGCGAGCUGAGUUAGCAGCCUCCAAGCAGACUCUAGGUCGCAUUGAUAUCGAUGAUUCCUCAGUAAAAGGGGAUAAAGGAAAAACGGCUCAUUUGAGCACGAGAAGAAGUCUAUCUGAAAUGAUGGCUCAACCUGGCAAUAAGGUAGCUGCUCUAGCUAGUGCAAACCGUGACUUGACUGAAGUCCGUCAGCAGGAGGCGAAACUAACUGAACGUGUAUAUGCGCUGCGCACAAAAGUGGCCGAAGAAAAGUCUCGCCAUAAUGCUUCGAUUGUGUUAGCUUAUAUUAAGGGGUAA
This is a messenger RNA of Protopolystoma xenopodis, 924 nucleotides long. Lineage: Eukaryota; Metazoa; Platyhelminthes; Monogenea; Polystomatidea; Polystomatidae. The record is from the annotation of a GenBank genome assembly.